This is a messenger RNA of Saprolegnia diclina VS20, 1387 nucleotides long. RefSeq lists its product as hypothetical. The transcript has 3 exons. The record is from RefSeq and is a predicted model, not a curated record. Bases 93 to 1337 code for a protein of 414 amino acids. NCBI's taxonomy places the organism in Eukaryota, Oomycota, Saprolegniomycetes, Saprolegniales, Saprolegniaceae.
UUUCGGAGCAUCCCUAAAGGUUGCUACUUCGCAGUUUUAAAAUUUAGGACAUCUUCGCGAAGAGAAGAGGAAAUGACUGCCAGAGCAAGUCGAUGUCGGGUCUCAUUUCCCGUUUUGCUCUCGCCAUGCCGGACUGGGACCCAUUGUACCUCCAAAAACGAGACCUCAAGCUACUCGUGAUGCGCGAGGCCGCCGCGCUCGCCGCGUGCUCCGGCAACUCGACCGUCGCCAAGUCGCAUUCCCUCUGCCGUGUGCCUGCAGAUACGCCCAAACCGGUCGUGUGCCACAUCACGGCUGUCGCGCCGAUGACAGCGCCUCGAACCACGGGGCGCAGGCUCUCGGAACCAACGAGCUGGCUGCAGACGGCACCACUUUACAAAUUUGGUGUCACGUCAUCAGCGGCAACCCCCCGACCCCCGACCGCGCCCGAGCCAUUGCAGCUACUCUCAGACGUGAUCGAUACACGCGGUGCUCGGACAGGCGGGGCGAAGCCACCGCAAGCCUCCGGUGAUUUCUCCGAUGAUCAGCGAUCCCCGGAGCCAUGCGUGCACUGGACGACCUCGGUCAUUCUCCAUGCGUCCCCAGCGCUCUGGAAGGUCCUUGCACGGGCGUCGUCGACGCCGACAUCCCUUGCAGCCAGGAGGGACCCUAGUACACGGCGUCAUUCAGCUCCAGAGCGUCAGUUCGAGACAACAUUUAGGCCACCGCCUGUUGCUUGUCCAGGGUCUAGACGUGCGGCGGACCAGCGCCCAGCUUUGCACUCAACGAAUGAACAACCCCGUGCCGGGAUGGGUGGAUCAACCAAAGCCGGGCCAAAGCAGAGCCCUCUCAUUUCCAAGGGUGGGACCCGACUCCAGGACCUCACCGCCCGUCCAGUGGCCUCGACCACAGAGAUGAGCACAAAAGUGGCACAUGUCGCUGAGGACGCGAUUCCUUCAUGCUGCGCGCAAAGAACAGAGGCCCUUGUGACUGAGCUGCAAGCAGCGCGAGACGAGUGCAAGGCUGCCAAGGCGACGCUUCACCGAGCGGUCGGCGAGCAAGCAGCGACCGUGGCUGCCUCAUGGAGAGCGCAACGAGAUCUUCGAGACGAGAUCCAGCGUCAUCUUGUUGCAACCCGCUAUCGUGAAGCCAAAGCUGCUUCGGAACAUGCGCACGAGCUCCAAGUGCUGCAGCGUGAGCUCAAUCAGGUGGCGGGUGAACUCGAAGGAGCCCUCGCAAACCACGCUGCGAGUGUCUUCGCCUACACCGAGUUAUUUGCGUCAACUGUCGCCGGCCACGAAGUUACAAUUGCCUUUCUCGAGGCUCAAAUGAAAGCUGCAGCCAACGCAACACCGUGACUCUUGGAGCGCCAGAAUAAGAUCAGAAUAAGAUAGUUUAGUUAACCUGC